UAUUUACAGCUCUUUACAGCUACACUGUUUCCAAGUGCGCAGCGACGCAGGAUGACACUCCACUGGACUUAAGCAAUAAGGAUUUCCGUCUUCGCGCAGCAAACUGACGCUCAUCUCCUUUUUACUAAGAACUAAAAAAAAAAGUUUGCCAAAAGUUGACUUCUUGUUUUCCAAGAUGCCACGCUCCUUUCUGGUCAAGAAACACAUAAACUCCGCAAAGAAGCCAAAUUAUAGUGAGUUGGAAAGCCCAGCAGUGUUCAUCACACCGCACAUCUACAAGGCUCUUCCCCUGUCAGUCAUCCCCCAGCCUGAGAUCCUGAGCCCGGCGGCGUACAGCCCCAUCACAGUGUGGACUACCAGCAACUUGCCGCUAUCUCCGCUCCCCAGUGACCUCUCUCCCAUCUCUGGAUACCCCUCAUCGCUCUCCGACACCUCCUCUAAAGACCACAGCGGCUCCGAGAGCCCGAGGAGCGAUGAAGACGAGCAGAUGCUGCCCAAGCUAACAGACCCUCACGGAGUUGAGGCAGAGAAAUUCCAGUGCAGUUUGUGUAGUAAAUCCUACUCCACGUACUCUGGACUGCUCAAGCACAAGCAGCUGCACUGCGACGCCCAAACGAGGAAAUCCUUUAGCUGUAAAUACUGCGAGAAGGAGUACGUUAGCCUGGGGGCUCUCAAAAUGCACAUCAGGACUCACACCUUGCCUUGUGUUUGCAAAAUAUGCGGGAAAGCUUUCUCCAGACCGUGGCUGCUCCAGGGACACAUCAGGACGCACACUGGAGAGAAGCCCUUCUCCUGCCCUCACUGCAACAGGGCGUUUGCGGACAGGUCCAAUCUCAGGGCUCACCUACAGACCCAUUCGGAUGUGAAAAAAUACCAAUGCAAGAACUGCUCCAAAACCUUCUCCAGGAUGUCUCUUCUGCACAAACAUGAGGAAUCUGGUUGUUGUGUAGCACACUGAACUGGGAUACCUUUUCCACCACCACCAAAAAAACAAACGAAAGAAAAAAACACCCUCCUCUCUUUCUUCUUUAUUGUUUUUUUUGCCCAAACCCAGGAGAACUGUCAGGGAAUCACACCAAAGUGGGUUUGUUCACAAAUUUACAGACUUUUUUUUUUUUCUUCUACUACCGGCCGAUUUCAUUUCAGAGUGCGAAAUAGCUCAGUGCUCGCAAGCCUCUCGUUUCAAGCAGUGUUUCUGUGAUUGCAAUCAGUGUCGAGCUUUGUCAAACCAUGUACUCACCUACCUGUGCUAUUCAUGCACUUUUCUGCAUGUCUAGAAGUUUUAUAUGCCUUCACAAUGUUAUCUACAGUGUUUGUACCAAUGUCUCUCUCAAUGGCUGUUAAGCAGUUUAUUAUUGUUUUUUUUAAUACAAGCAAUACCAAAAGGUGCAUUUUGAAUGAAUGGCAGUAUAACCAGAGGAAUAUUGAAGCCAUUGCUAGAUAGGGAACAAGUGCAAACUUAGACUUAGGGUGAAUUUAUUAUAACUUUUGCACAGUCUUUAGAAACAGUUCGCCAGCACUCAGAAAGCAAUAGAAGUGCCUCAGAUUUACUCAGCAAUAAUAUGCAUUUUCCAGCGACAGGUUCCUUUUUCUAUUUUUAUAUAUUGAAUGUAAGUGUGACUGAGAUGAUUGUAUAUUAACAGUGAAAACUGUGAUGCUAAAUGAUUUUGAUAUUUUCAUAUUAUCAUGACACUUUUGAAAAUAAAGUUUCAUGACAUUUUGUAUAA
Molecule: messenger RNA, 1727 nt
Organism: Haplochromis burtoni (Burton's mouthbrooder)
Lineage: Eukaryota; Metazoa; Chordata; Actinopteri; Cichliformes; Cichlidae
Gene: snai2
Product: snail family zinc finger 2
Exons: 3
Coding region: 176-958 (260 amino acids)
Biological process (GO): regulation of DNA-templated transcription
Molecular function (GO): DNA-binding transcription factor activity, RNA polymerase II-specific; RNA polymerase II cis-regulatory region sequence-specific DNA binding
Source: RefSeq, a predicted model, not a curated record